AUGCGCUGUGCAUGCCGCUGUGGCAGCACAGAGAACAGAGAAGCAAGGAAGAUUGGGGCUGUGUGUGCGUGUUUUCUGCGCAUCAAGCCAUUACCUCGUCAAAGCUCUCGUCAAGCAAGUGGUGCAGGAAGCAAUGAGGUUGGGUUACCAAGGCGCAAGAAUGUGGGAUUUUCUGGCUUGCCCCAUUCAUGCAAGGACUGUGGAGCCGGCCAUCAUGUCCAUCGAAGCAACACAGGAGCCAAAGCCAAAGUGGUCACAGUUACUUUGGCUGGAGGACUCGCCCAGCAAGAAUACACUUGUCAUUGGUAA
This is a messenger RNA of Seminavis robusta, 309 nucleotides long. NCBI's taxonomy places the organism in Eukaryota, Bacillariophyta, Bacillariophyceae, Naviculales, Naviculaceae. The record is from the annotation of a GenBank genome assembly.